Molecule: messenger RNA, 904 nt
Organism: Nycticebus coucang (slow loris)
Lineage: Eukaryota; Metazoa; Chordata; Mammalia; Primates; Lorisidae
Gene: YBEY
Product: ybeY metalloendoribonuclease
Exons: 5
Coding region: 180-674 (164 amino acids)
Biological process (GO): rRNA processing
Molecular function (GO): metalloendopeptidase activity
Source: RefSeq, a predicted model, not a curated record
CGGCCAGGCACGCCGCGUUCCGGUUCCGCUCUCCCGUCGGGGCUGCGGCUGGACUUCCGGUGGCGCUUGCAGUUUAGAGCCCCCCGUAGCUCUUAAGCUACUGCCGGCUCCCGGCCCCGAUUUCAUCGGUUUCAGGUGCCCUUAGAAACAUUUUUCAAGGGCUGGUAGUUCUUCCUGAAAUGAGUUUGGUGAUUAGAAAUCUGCAGCGAGUCAUCCCCAUUAGGAGAAUACCACUUCGCAAGAAGAUUGAGAUUGUAAGGAGUGUUUUAGGAGUGCAGAAAUUUGACCUUGGGAUCAUCUGUGUUGACAACAAGAAUAUUCAGCACCUUAACAGAAUCUACAGAGAGAAAAAUGCCCCAACUGAUGUGCUUUCUUUUCCAUUUCAUGAGAAUCUGAAAGCAGGUGAAAUUCUGCAGCCUGAUUUUCCAGAUGACUAUAAUUUGGGAGACAUUUUCCUAGGAGUGGAGUACAUCUGGCAGCAGUGCAAAGAAGAUGAAGAUUAUGAGGAUAUCGUGACUGUGACUGCUACACACGGAGUCUGUCAUCUGCUGGGCUUCACACACAGCACUGAGGCAGAGUGGCUGAAGAUGCUGCAGAAGGAGAAGCUGGCGCUGGAUGAGCUGAACCGGCGCACCGGGACCAGGCUCCAGCCUCUGAGCAGGGACCUCUUCUGAUGCCAGAGGCUGGGGACAUGGGGACAGAGAUAGAGUGGGAACAGACAUUCCCCCCGCACAGUGGGGCACCCCCAAGAUUGGGAUUUCUGCAGGUUGCCACUGUCCUGUGGCAGAGGCACCAGCCCAGAAAGGGGCUAAAUUCCCUGAGCAGAGAGCACUGAGGUACAAGUGUUAGGACAUCAGAUUUUUUUUUUUUUCGCAUUAUUGCAAAUAAAAGUUCUAAACCCUUA